Messenger RNA from Anoplopoma fimbria (sablefish), 3270 nucleotides. It is a transcript of the gene hs2st1a, whose product is annotated as heparan sulfate 2-O-sulfotransferase 1a. NCBI's taxonomy places the organism in Eukaryota, Metazoa, Chordata, Actinopteri, Perciformes, Anoplopomatidae. The transcript has 7 exons. Gene Ontology annotation, cellular component: membrane. The coding region runs from base 403 to 1485 and encodes 360 amino acids. Gene Ontology annotation, molecular function: heparan sulfate 2-sulfotransferase activity. The record is from RefSeq and is a predicted model, not a curated record.
GGUAGUAACAGUGUGUCCGUGGUGCGGUGGUGGACACACACUGGAUGGGACAGGGCAGCUCUACAUGGGGGACGCAGGCGACAGCGGCUGGUACCAAAACACUCCUACUGACCGUAGAGACCACACCGCACUCUGGAUACAUCACCGGGGGCUUUACCGUGCUCCCUCUGUUGGGAUUUGACUUGAUGAAAUAACCGAGCCGAGCAUGAACACAUCGCGUUUGAGGUAACCAGAGGAUUUGAUCCCUGUUCGAUACCCCCCCACACACACACAGACACAGAGAGGGAGGGAGGGCCAUGCUCAGACACUCCGCCGCUUUGUGAUCACCGUCGUCGCUGUGCGUGUUUUCAGUGUCUCCUUCUCUGAGCGAUGGACUGACCAAAUAACUCUCUGGAUGAUUUGAUGGGGCUGCUCAGAGUCAUGAUGCCGCCCAAGUUGCAGCUGUUGGCGCUGCUGGCGUUCGCAGUGGCCAUGUUCUUCCUGGAGAACCAGAUCCAGAAGCUGGAGGAGUCCCGGGGGAAGCUCGAACUAGCCAUCGCCAGACACGAGGUGCGAGAGAUCGAGCAGCGGCACACGCAGGACGGUCUGCGGGAACGGGAUUCGUCGGCCUUGACGCUGUCCGAGGGCGAUGACGACAUCGUCAUCAUCUACAACCGCGUGCCCAAGACGGCCAGCACCUCCUUCACCAACAUCGCCUACGACCUGUGCGGGAAGAACCACUAUCAUGUCCUGCACAUCAACACCACAAAGAACAACCCGGUCAUGUCCAUACAGGACCAGGUACGGUUUGUAAAGAAUGUGACUGAGUGGAGGGAAAUGAAGCCGGCCUUCUACCACGGACACGUCUCCUUCCUGGACUUCACCAAGUUUGGCGUGAAGAGGAAGCCCAUCUACAUAAACGUGAUCCGGGACCCCAUUGAACGGCUGGUGUCCUAUUAUUACUUUCUGCGUUUCGGGGAUGACUACCGGCCGGGUUUGCGACGCAGGAAACAAGGAGACAAGAAGACGUUUGAUGAAUGUGUAUCAGCCGGCGGCUCAGACUGCGCUCCCGAGAAGCUCUGGCUCCAGAUUCCCUUCUUCUGUGGUCACUACUCCGAGUGCUGGAACGUGGGCAGCCAGUGGGCUCUGGAGCAGGCCAAAUACAACCUGGUGAAUGAAUACAUGCUGGUGGGAUUAACAGAAGAGCUGGAGGACUUUGUCAUGAUGCUGGAGGCCGCGCUGCCACGCUUCUUCAAAGGAGCCACUGAGCUGUACAAAACAGGGAAGAAAUCCCACCUGAGGAAGACCAGCGAGAAGAAGCCGCCCACGAAGGAGUCGAUCGCCAAGCUGCAGCAGUCAGCCAUCUGGAAGAUGGAGAACGAAUUCUACGAGUUUGCACUGGAGCAGUUCCAGUUUGUCAGGGCACAUGCUGUCAGAGAAAAGGACGGGGAGCUCUACCUGCUGGCACAAAACUUCUUCUAUGAGAAAAUCUACCCCAAAAACUGAAGAGGCACAUGUCUGUAGAAGAGGACACUUGGUACAGGCUCAGUGCAGUCUGAGAUGGAAAAAGAGAAGGAAAGUGAGACUAAUGGACGACAGGUGACUGUGUGGCUGGUUUGUGAUUAACAAACAUAACAUGGAGCUGCAGAACAACCUGCCUCUGGUGACAGCUGCCUUAUACACGUCUGUGCCCGCCAACUGGACAAGGAGCUUGUGUUUUCGUCGGUAGGUUGUGUUCCCAGCAGCCCCCGGGCCUCCACUCCACUUCACUUCCAUGUCAAAGGUCGCCUGGACAGAGAACCUCUGCCGCGACUUGUCCGGAGACACAUCGUCCAACGACUGGUCGGACCUCAACUCCUGAUUGGCUUCUCUGUUCUCCGACCCAGACAAAACAUUUUCAUUGGCUCUGUACGGUUUGGUUGUGUUUGGUUGUUAUUUAACUCUUUCCUAAAGUGACACAACAUCUCCAUGCAUCACCUCCACUACUACUAACUUAAAGAGAUUUUAAGUGUAAGAAACUGACUACUGUGCUGUUUUAUUGGACUUGAAUGAGAACUUUUGAGGUUUUUAUGAAAUAAAAAUCCAGCGACCAUGGACUAUUUACUGGGACAAGUGCGUAUGUUUUAUACUGUACUUGAUGUGUUUUGUUGGAUGUAACUGCGCAGCUUUGCCCAGCGGCUAUUCCUCCGUAAAGAAGAAAAGCCGUGACAGUAUUGAAAUGUGUAAGAACAAUUUAAGGAUGCUGCUGCUGUAAAUAUUUACUACUUUUUCCAGUCUGAUUCAGUCACAUACUGAUUUGUUACAGUCUAAGAUUAACCCAUUUAUACAGUCAGUUUGUAUAUUUACUUCAACUCUUUCAUUUCACUUUUUAGUUUCCACUUAAUUUUCUGCCUUUCUCUUUUCAUUGUAGAACCAGAUAGUCUGGAAUGUGCCAACAUUUAGGGAAAUGCUUUCAUUUGCUUUCUUGUCAAGAGUUUUAUCUGGAGAUCGAUACCACUCUAAUAUCAUUCCUUUCGAUAAAACGCUUCAGCCAGCAGCAGGUUAGCUUAGCUUAGCAUAAAGACUGUAAACAGGGGGAACAGCUAGCCUGACACUUUUCCCGUAACACCGCAAACUUGUUGUUUUUACACAUCAGCUUGUGUACACAUUAACCUCACAUGAUACAAGUGUUAAUUAGUGAUCUUAAAGUCUGCCUACAGAGUGGUAUCAAUCUUCUCAACUAAUUGACAGGAAAGCAACUAUGCGUAUUUCCAUAAAAUGUUGAACUGUUUAAUUAAAUCGUUGCUGUUUUCUUUGCAGUUCUCCCCAUAAAAGAUGGAAGGUUGGUAAUAACUUUGCUUAUUUGCUUGUGUAGUUGUCAUCUCUCGUUUCUUGACGGUCGGGUUUAUUGGGGUUUUAAAGGCCUUUUAUUGGCUGAUUAAAGUUCUUGUCUACACUUCAUAAACUGCUAAGUAAAAGCUGGAAACGUUUAAAGUGACAUAAUGUUGUCCCCUCAACUAAUUCACCUGGAAGAGUUUCACAGAUGUUUUUUUUUUACCAGAUGUACAGCCACAUCACAAUUCAUGAAGUAUUUAAAUAUACAUAUGAAAAGGUACUCGUGUUAAUCUGAGGACAAUCUGUAAUUGCCGCUCAGUUUUUGUGUGCCUUCUACACACCCAGCUCUCCUUGUGUUGCAGAUUAAAAACAAACAUGGCUGUUAUCAUCUUUUGAUGCCAAACGAAAUACAUGGAACUUUUUUUUUAAACUACCAGAGAUGCAUGUGUGUUCUUUGAUUGAAUGUUAUUGUUGUUG